AUGAUUACUGUUGAGAUUAUAUUUACCUCUGAUCAGAUCAUUCACACCUUGGUGACUGAUAAGACUACCCACCACAAAAUGGUGUUUAUUGUUGUAUAUGGGCUGCAUAGUAUUGAAGAUAGGAAACCUUUAUGGAACAACCUUCAUAACUUAGAUGCCACUACCACAAUUGAGUGGAUUGUCAUGGGGGACUUUAACUCAGUCUUAUGCACUGAUGAUAGAAUUAAUGGAGUGCCUAUUUCUAAUGCUGAAACUUCUAAUUUUCGUCAGUUGCUUGAUAGCACUAGACCUCUUGAAGUGAAGGGGAUUGGAGAAUCUUAUACUUGGUCUAAUAAGAGACAAGGGGCUGGAAGGAUUUAUAGUAGAAUUGAUAGAUGCUUAUGCAAUACUCUAUGGAAGUGGCUGCAAGUUGAAGAGAGUAUUCUUAAACAAAAAUCAAGAAUACAAUGGAUACAAGUUGGGGACUCUAACAGCAUAGUAUUCUUUGAUGCAAUGAAGGAGAGACAUGCAAGGAAUUCUAUUGAUGUUCUAUAUUCCUCAAAUGGCACUAAGCUAGAGCAGGCUACAGAUAUUUAG
Molecule: messenger RNA, 576 nt
Organism: Beta vulgaris subsp. vulgaris (sugar beet)
Lineage: Eukaryota; Viridiplantae; Streptophyta; Magnoliopsida; Caryophyllales; Amaranthaceae
Exons: 2
Coding region: 1-576 (191 amino acids)
Source: RefSeq, a predicted model, not a curated record